AUGAAUACGGCGGAGGACUUGGAAGCGGCGCCGAUCUCCUUCAUGGUGUCGAAGUACUGGGUGACCAAGACCAUGUCCAUCACGUCCUUGGCCGUCGUCCCCGGCACAUUGACAGAGAAUCCGAGGACGCUGUCUCUAAGCCCGUCGACGAUCGCCUGGCGCUGGCGAGCGAUUCCAAGUCCGGCUAGGUACUUGGACUCGGCCUCCCCCUCCGCCCGUUUAAUCUGUAGGAUCUUCUCCGCCUCUGCCUUCUCGCUUGCAGCCAUCCUGAGCCUAAGAGCUGAGCGAGGAAGAGGAGAGGGGGAGUUUGAAAAUAAAGUAUUUAUAACGUUUCUCAUUAGAUUAAUGUUCAAUGUUUGCCGAUGAAAACGUUUCGAUUCCGAUUUUCAUCAAUCGAUAAGGUAAUGCUGGAUAAAUAA
Messenger RNA from Spirodela intermedia, 419 nucleotides. The record is from the annotation of a GenBank genome assembly. NCBI's taxonomy places the organism in Eukaryota, Viridiplantae, Streptophyta, Magnoliopsida, Alismatales, Araceae.